Thlaspi arvense is the source of this 1902-nucleotide messenger RNA. The record is from the annotation of a GenBank genome assembly. Lineage: Eukaryota; Viridiplantae; Streptophyta; Magnoliopsida; Brassicales; Brassicaceae.
ACUGAAUUGGCACAGUUCAUUGACGAAGACUUUGAUAAAUCAACCGAAUGCAACGAGUUGACGCAAGACUUGCUAAGUCACAGCCCCACUAAUUUUGCUUCUCCUACGCUCCACUUUUGCCGCCACGACCAGAGGGAUGCUCUUUUGGAAUUCAGAGACGAGUUUCCUACUGGUGUGUUUGACCCAAAAACGUGGAACAAGAGCAGUGAUUGCUGUUUUUGGGAGGGAGUCAGGUGCGAUGAUAAAUAUGGCCAGGUGAUAUCACUCGAGCCUUAUAAUCCCUCUCUCAACGGCUCUUUGAAAACUAACAGUAGCCUUUUUAGACUCCAACAUCUUCGUCACUUAAACCUCUUGGGUUGUAAUCUCCAAGGAGAAAUUCCUUCUUUACUAGGGAACCUUUCUCGUCUCACACUUAUCAACCUUUCUCAUAAUUAUUUGGUAGGUGAGAUUCCAAUUUCAAUAGUCAAUCUAAAGUGGCUAAAACACCUUAGCCUUGAGGGUAACGCUCUCAUAGGAGAAAUUCCAAGUUCAAUAGGCAAGCUAAACCAGCUCAGAUACCUUGGCCUCAGGGGUAACGCUCUCAUAGGAGAGAUUCCUUCUUCACUAGGAAACCUUUCUUGUCUUGAGAAUCUUGUUCUUGGAAACAAUCAUCUGGUAGGUGAAGUUCCAGCUUCCAUCGGAAACCUUUCUUGUCUCGAAAGUCUUGAACUCGAGUCCAAUCAUCUUGUAGGUGAAGUUCCGGCUUCCAUGGGAAACCUAUACCAACUAAAAGUCAUGUUUCUUAGCUAUAACAACUUAAGUGGCAUUUUAUGCCAACGUUUUCGAGAGAACAAGAUCUGCCACCCACCCAGGAGAGAAAUUCUACAGAAUAAAACUGCUACCUACAAUUUAUCACUCGACCUUCAUUACGCCUAUCUCGACGGCUAUUUGAAAACUAACACUAGCCUUUUCAGACUCCGAUAUCUUCGUCACCUAAACCUCCAAGAGUGCUACCUCCAAGGAGAGAUUCCUUCUUCACUAGGAAACCUUUCUCGUCUCACAGUUCUUGACCUUUCCAAUAAUAUACUGGUAGGUGAGAUUCCAACUUCAAUAGUCAAUCUGAAGCGGUUAAGGCACCUUAGCCUUGGGGGUAACGCUCUCAUAGGAGAAAUUCCAAUUUCAUUAGGCAAGCUAUACCAGCUCAGAAACCUUAGCCUCUGGGGUAACGAGCUCAAAGGAGAGAUUCCUUCUUCAUUAGGAAACCUUUCUUGUCUCGAGAACCUUGUUCUUGGAAACAAUCAUCUGGUAGGUGAAGUUCCGGCUUCCAUCGGAAACCUUUCUUGUCUUGAAAGUCUUUACCUCGAGUCCAAUCAUCUUGUAGGUGAAGUUCCGGCUUCAAUCGGAAACCUAAAGGAACUAAAAGCCAUGUGGCUUGGCCAUAACAGCUUAUGUGGCAGUUUUUCUAUUUCAUUCGCCAAUCUAACCAAGCUUUCCAAUAUUAGCCUCCGCUCUAAUAACUUCACAUCCACGCUUCCCUCUGACAUGAGUGGAUUCCACAAGUUGGAGCAUUUCGAUGUUGGUAACAACUCGUUUUUCGGGCCUUUCCCUAAAUCCUUAUUCUCCAUUCCUUGCUUACAAACUGUUUAUUUGGAUAAUAACCAAUUCACGGGUGUUAUAGAUUUGGGUGGUAACAGGUUCGAUGGCCCAAUCCCGGAAUCCAUAUCUAAGUUUCCCAACCUCGAAGACUUGCAUCUCCAACACAACAAUUUCACUGGGAAGAUCCCUAGAUCUGUAUCAAAGCUAGUCCUCCAUCGUGUUGAUCUUUCCUACAACAUGUUGGAAGGCCAAGUACCAGUUUGCUUAUGCAGAUUGUUCUUUCUCACAAUUUUCUCAGCAGCUUCGAAAACUCUUCACAAGAAACAC